Messenger RNA from Pochonia chlamydosporia 170, 1815 nucleotides. RefSeq names its product ring finger domain-containing protein. NCBI's taxonomy places the organism in Eukaryota, Fungi, Ascomycota, Sordariomycetes, Hypocreales, Clavicipitaceae. Bases 1 to 1815 code for a protein of 604 amino acids. The record is from RefSeq and is a predicted model, not a curated record. The transcript has 5 exons.
AUGUCGCUCACGGAUCUUCAAAAUAACAUCUACUUGUUCAGCAAUCCAGGAUGGAACGGCGAGGGAACAAUCGCGUCAACAAUAUCCAAGAACCUCUCGCAGCAAACGAGCCAGCUAGCUUAUGAGCAGCAAAUCGACACAAAUUUGACGACUUUAUCCGUAGCAAAUGCCGCGCCGUUUGAUAGCUCCAUACAGGGCCUCCUGUACGUUCCCGAUAUUUCGUCCGUUCCCACUUGCGAUGUGCAACAGUACGAUUCCAUUCCGCGAAAUGUUACACGAAGAAAAGACCUCCCUCCCGCAAACUUCAACCUAAUUGCCAUUGCUCCAUGGUUCAGCAGCGAUUGCACGCAAGCCUAUCUCAAUUCAGCCUUGCAAGGCCCCGUCAAGGCCUUCAUCUUCUACAAACCCAACAACUCAACCAAUAAACCCCAGGAUGGCGACUCUCCAGUUUGGAACCUGGGCGAUGGCGGCGCUUGGCGAGCCAACCACCACUUCCCCAUUUUCGCGAUUCCAGGGCUGCAAGGACAGAAAAUCAUCACGCAGUUAAGCCUAUACUCUGGCUCCAUAACCCAAGUUCCACACGGAGAGGAGGUCCAGCGAUUGUACAAUCUUCAUGGAACGACAUAUUUGCGCAUAUGGACCAAGCUUACGUUGGAUAAACCAUCGAACCCGCCAGCGACCUGGGCGUUCAUCCUCAUCGUCAUCGGUGCCCUCCUCUUUGUAAUCCUCACCGUUUCUAUAGCCAUGCAUUUCAUCCAACGACGCAACCGCAACUCCCUGAAGCGUCGAGUCCAAUCCGGAGAGGUCGAUCUCGAGGCGAUGGGUAUCAAGCGUGUGACGGUGCCUGCCACGCACGUAGUACAGUUCCCUCUAUUCACCUAUAAUGCAGAGCCUGACUUACUUGAUUUGCCAUCGACUCCUCACUCACAAACCACGCCGUCCGGCGGCACGCGAAAGACACGGAAAAAGAGACGCCGCGAAUCUGGUGCUGCAAUGGACGCAGCAGCUCCAGGCGCGCCAAGCGUUCGUAGCAUACGAAGCAAACGAUCGAACCUUGCCGGCGCGGGCGAGACCACGGCCACCAAUUAUCAACCAACUUGCCACAUUUGCUUAGCCAGCUUCGAACAUCGAGUAACAAUAAUCCGCGAAUUGCCUUGCGGCCACAUCUUCCACACCGAAUGUAUUGACGAAUUCCUCAUACAAAAUAGCUCGUUAUGUCCGACCUGCAAGCACUGUAUGCUUCCCCGUGGCUACAGCCCCAAAAUCACCAACGGAAUGGUUCGCCGAGAAAGGGCUUUGAGGCGACUGAGGGAAAGAGUCGACCUGGAAGAGAUUUCACUUGAAUCUGGCGACAAAAAGCUCAUUGCCUGGGGAAGAAAGAUAUUUGGCGCGUCACAUUUGGGCCAUGCAUCCUCUACCAAGACAGAUGUGCCUAUGAAAUCACUAAAGUCGUCCAAACGAAGCGCAAAUACGGCUGAGAACCAAAACUCUACUGAAGGCGACGACAGCAACAGUUCGUCAUCAUCACCAAAUAGGACUACGGAUUCAACGGAACCGCCUCAAGUGACCCCUACGAUAGCAAUAACCCGGCCGAAGAAAUCCAAACCGCGAGCGCUUAAACUACUUCCCACACAACCCGAGAACGCCGAAUUGAACAUGAACGACAGAGCACCGAAUAGGCGAGGCAGCCCCUCAUCAUUUGCUCGAGAACGGAUGCGAGAGAUCGCUGACAACAAUGCACCCUUCGAUGACCCUGAUAAGGCUCGUCCAAGAUGGAGGCGAGUCAUAUCGAAGGCGUUCCCUGGGUUCAAUUAA